Molecule: messenger RNA, 978 nt
Organism: Ylistrum balloti
Lineage: Eukaryota; Metazoa; Mollusca; Bivalvia; Pectinida; Pectinidae
Product: DNA repair protein RAD52 homolog
Biological process (GO): mitotic recombination; double-strand break repair via homologous recombination; DNA recombinase assembly
Cellular component (GO): nucleus
Source: RefSeq, a predicted model, not a curated record
AUGACAUCUACUAAAGAAGAGGACAGUAGUCCCUCUGGUUUUGGGCAGAGAGAUUUUUCCACUGAAGAGUAUCAAGCCGUACAGAACGCACUUCGCCAAAGACUGGGUCCUGAGUUUAUUAGUCAGCGUGUUGGAGCUGGUGGUCAGAGGCUUGCCUACAUAGAGGGUUGGAGACUGAUCAACCUGGCCAAUGAGACGUUUGGUUUUAACGGUUGGUCACACACAAUUACUAACCAGACUGUUGAUUUUGUUGAUCACUACAAUGGCAGAUUCUAUGUAGGUGUCAGUGCAUUUGUAAAAGUAAAACUAAAGGAUGGUGUUUACCAUGAGGAUAUCGGCUAUGGAGUGAGUGAAGGUAUGAAAUCUAAAGCUCUGUCCAUAGAGAAAGCAAGAAAGGAAGCUGUGACUGAUGGCCUGAAAAGGGCUCUGAAGAGUUUUGGAAAUUCUCUUGGAAACUGUCUUGGAGACAAGGACUACUUAAAAUGUAUCAACAAAGCCCCAAAACCAACACCCCAGGCCUAUGAAAUAGCCCACAUGAAACACACAGAUAUUGAUGUAGAUAUCAGUAAAGUUCGGAGAAGUGGACGUAUAGGGAUGGACCAGGGUAAAAGAACAUGGGGAACCGUCACGCCGUUACACCCCCAAGCUGACUCAGGUAUUAGUGCAGACACAAGAGAAACAACCCACAGCACUACAGGCAGUUCAAGGGAGGCAACUACACACAGUGGACCAUCUAACACAAACUCUGGACGAUCCACCAAAUCUGAAUGGACCCCAGCUGAACUUGUGUUUGCGGGUCCUGAAACUAAUACAUCCCAGGCUUCAUCAGUACACCAGGUGUCCACACGUCGGGGCUCCCUACCUGCCAAUCAAAAUAAGACCCCUCUCCUGCCCCCUAGUGGAGAAUUCUGGUCAGUCCUCGACCAGUCACAGGAGGACACUCUCUGUACAGUUAGUGGACCCUCAGUAUGGAGAUAA